UUCCGUGGGUGGCGCGGGAGUUUUGAACUGUUGCCGUCUCGUCUGUUAGACUUCGGGGAACUUGAUAGCAGGAGAGACGCGUCCCGAUGGGAGAGAGCGGCAUGGCCUUCCCUUUGGCUGCGGAGCUGGACUCCUUCAAGUACUGCGAGCUGCAGAGCUUGGCCAAGAGCUUUGGCCUCCGGGCCAAUCUCCGGGGGGACAAACUUUUAAAAUCAUUGAAAGAAUACUUUCAACAUGAGUUCAAGAAAGAAAAUGAGAGUCAGGAUGGCAAAAGUAAUAUCUCUGCUUCUUCUCAUGAGGAGAUAGAAAUGCUUAAUGGCAGUGAAGACAAAUCUGACCAGGAAGCUGUGCUUGUCUCUGUGACUUCACCCCUGGGAAAAGGCAAAGCAGCCCCAGGAAACCUCGGCUCCAAGGAUCAUUCAGAGAUGAUAGAAAGUGAUCAUCCUGGGUCUCCCCAACAGAAAAAAUAUCAGAAGGAGAAUGCCUUAGCUGCUGCAGAGGCCACAAAGCCAUCCAAAGAUAAGCAAAAGAACAAGCGGGCACUUUGCUCUGACGAGAAAGAGGUGGAAGGUGAUACUCUUUUAAAUAUCCCUUCAGGAGGAAAGAGCCCUCAUCGUAGAGAUGGUUUGUCCAAAUCUAAGAGAAGGAGAGCAAUAUUUACAACUCCAAAUUUUAAGAAGAUUCAUGAAGCUCAUUUUAAGGAAAUGGAAUCUAUUGACAAAUAUAUUGACCGAAAAAAGAAACGUAUGGAAGUCCUUAGCAACUCAGUGAAGGAAUUAAAGAUAUUAGCUAAAAAAGCUAACCUAACUGGAACUCCCCACAGUAAUUCCAAGAAAAGUUCAUCUGGCAUGAGGGUAGUCAGCCCAGUUCCUCAGAGAGGCAGGCCCUCUUCGACCUGCACUCCUGCCAGUCCACGGCGUUCACUUCGUAUAUCCGUUGGGACGGCGAAUCGAAGUAUCUUGUGUCAGAAACUGUUCAAGCCGUCUACCCUCUCAACUAACAAAAUGAAUGUCAGGUUCUCAGAGGCUACUAAGGAUAACGAGCACAAACGCUCACUGACCAAGACUCCAGCCAGAAAGUCUCCAUAUAUCAGCAUGCUUGACACCCAGCCUAAGUGCCAGGCUGUCCUGGUGAAGAGUAAGGAAAAGGAAGCCAGUCAAGCCAAGGCUGGACACACUGCAGUUGUUACCCCAUUCAAGUUUACAGCUGAGGCAGCACAGACUCCAGUCAGUAAUAAGAAACCAGUAUUUGAUCUCAAAGCAAGUCUUUCCCGUCCACUUCGCUAUGAGCCACACAAAGGGAGGCUAAAACCAUGGGGGGAAUCUAAAGAAAAUAUUGCUCUGAAUGAGACAACAAAUAGAAUUGACUUCCACAAAAAAACUUACAAACAGCCACAUCUCCAGACCAGAAAACAGCAGCGGAGGAAACAUGAGCAGAAAAGGAAAGAGAAGAAAGAUGGUGUCCUUGGAACUCGAAGGGGACUAGUCAUGCUUGGGGACUAACAGGCCGCCAAGCACUCUGUAGCUAUUCUUCAUUAUGAAUCUUUUAUGCUUCUGUAAAUAUUUCUGUAUUUGUUUUGUCAUUGUAAAUUUCAUCCAGCCUGUCCUAACUCUGUUCUUACCCCUGCUUAUCACAUUAACCUGCUACUAACCGCCACCAUUGAAAUAGUGAGCCUAUCAGCUACAAUUGUUUCUUUUAUAAACUCUGGCAAAUUAUCUAAAAUGGUCUUUCCCUAACUCUUUUUUUGUUUAAUAAAGUACAGCCUCUUAAUCCUUGAACUAGA
Molecule: messenger RNA, 1783 nt
Organism: Phascolarctos cinereus (koala)
Lineage: Eukaryota; Metazoa; Chordata; Mammalia; Diprotodontia; Phascolarctidae
Gene: NUSAP1
Product: nucleolar and spindle associated protein 1
Biological process (GO): mitotic chromosome condensation; establishment of mitotic spindle localization; mitotic cytokinesis
Cellular component (GO): microtubule; mitotic spindle; nucleolus
Molecular function (GO): microtubule binding
Source: RefSeq, a predicted model, not a curated record